This is a messenger RNA of Eriocheir sinensis (Chinese mitten crab), 1377 nucleotides long. RefSeq lists its product as uncharacterized. The transcript has 3 exons. The coding region runs from base 1 to 1377 and encodes 458 amino acids. The record is from RefSeq and is a predicted model, not a curated record. NCBI's taxonomy places the organism in Eukaryota, Metazoa, Arthropoda, Malacostraca, Decapoda, Varunidae.
AUGAAGAAAAGAGCGUCCCUGAUUAGACAGCUACAAACGGCCUACAACCCACACCGAAAGUCCACCCUCAUCAAUAGAUUAACACAGGUGGAACGAGAAAUCAAGGCCUCACAUGAAAAACAGCAAAUAGAAGAAGAAAACAAGGCAGUAAGCAACAUCAAAGAAAACCGCAAGUAUUUCUACAGCUACUGCAAAAAAUUCUCCAUAACAAAAUCCAAAAUUGGGCCACUCGAAACACAAAUAGAGAACCCAGCCCACACACUACUGCCAGAAGUGCAAAUAACCACCGGGGACAUAAAGAAGGCCACAAGGGAUCUACGUACAAACUCUGCAGCUGGACCCAACGGAGUGCCAGCUACCCUGCUCCUACACCUGGGAGACAUAACCACCACCCUAGACAGAGCUGUUAUCUCCUCCUUUGCUGACGACACCAACAUCAGCCAGAGCAUCAGCACUCCAGAGGACGUGAACAGCCUACAACAAGACCUCAAUAACGUGUACACAUGGGCCACACAAAACAACAUGAAUUUCAACCAAGAAAAAACCGAGCUACUGAGGUGUGGCCCAAACCAGAACAUCAAAAAUGCAACCAAGCUGUACACAGAGGGAGGACACAAAAUUGUCCCGCAGUCACACGUCAAAUGCCUUGGAGUGCACCUCAGCAGUGACACCACCUUCACGCAUCACAUCAUGACCACGGUGAAGAAGGCCAAGGCCAUGGCAGGCCGGGUCCUCAGAACGUUCAGCUCCAGAGAACCACUAGUCAUGCUCACACUCUGGAAGUCCCUGGUGCAGCCCAUCCUGGACUACUGCAGCCAGCUGUGGUCUCCCCACAAGAAAGGAGACAUCCAGCUAUUGGAAGCAGUACAGAGAUCAUACACCAGGCAGAUUAGUGGCAUGAAGGAGCUGAACUACUGGCACCGGCUUCACAAGCUAGGCUUGCUCUCCCAGCAAAGGAGGAGGGACAGAUACCGGGCAAUUUACACAUGUAAAAUCCUGGAGGGUACUGUCCCUGACCCCACACCGGGAAUGCUGACAGCCCACAUCUCCGGAAGAGCUGGACGAAUGUGUUCAAGAUACGCCCUGCCGACAAGAGCGCCGGGGAAAAUUAGAACACAGCUGGUGGCCAGCCUAGCCCAUGACAGUCCAAAAAUCUUCAACGCACUACCAAAAGAGGUACGGGGAAUCACAGGCUGCUCAGUGGACAGGUUCAAAGCUGCACUGGACAGGUUCCUUAGGGCAGUGCCCGAUGAACCACCAGUGCCAGGCUAUACAGCAGUCUGCAGAGCAGCCUCAAAUUCCAUACCGGACCAAGUGCGGCUGAAGAAGCAAGACGCCAGCAACUUCCAAAACAGCGGUGGACCACCACGACUGUGA